UCCACCAAGACAGUGUCCUUGUAGAAUGCUAUCAGGUUGGCUGACCACGAUUUCAUGUAUUUGGAAAUGGUUUCCAGGUUUAGUUGCUCCAUCACUUUCCCAGGAACUGAGGUGAGGCUGAUCAGCCUGUAGUUCCCCAAUGCUCCUUUCCCUUUUUGAAGAUAGAAGUGAUGAUUGUUUUCUUCGACUUCUCAAGAAUCUCUCCCUUCGGCCAGCUCGGUCAGCACUCAUGCACGGAUGCAUCCUGUGAGGCUCAAUGCGUUUACAUACCUCCAGUUUGUUAAAGUGCUCAUUAACGUCGUCCUUCUCUGCUAAGGUCAUUUCCUCCAGUUCCCAUCAGCCUCCGGUAUAAAGUGAUCAAACAGUAAAAUCCAGAGAUUACGAUUACUCAUCUCUUCACAGUCUGUUGUAACAUUCCAACCAUGAGACUCAUCUUUCAAGCAUGUUCAAUGAUCUUCACACUGGGCAACCUGGUGGCUUCUCAGUCACAAUCUCCUGGUUGGAAAGAUGCCAUCAGCACCACAAUAAUCAAUUUCAAUAAUGAGAAGAUGCAGAUCACAUGGGCAGCAAGAGAACUAUUUCCCAGCAAGAAUGUGUCAUUUUCUUAUACAUUUGCUGAAGGCAAGAACAAAGUUUGGAAGCCAUGUCCCACCUAUUUAUUGGAUCAAGAUUAUAAUUCUGGAUGUCUUUUUAAGACAGAAGGACCCACCCUUGCCAUCUCUAUCAGGAACAGUAAUGGAAGUGAAGAGCUUUUUUCUAAAACACUAAAAUCUGAUUUUUAUAUAAAGCCCAAUCGACCAGAAAACGUGACCUUCUUCUGGAAAGAGGACACCGUUACUGUAAGCUGUAACAAACCAGAGAGAGCUGUGAAGUGUUUAACUCUUGAGCUUCAAUACAAAAGCAAGUUUGACAAAGACUGGCAAUCCAGAACUUCUAAGUGUUGCAGUGUUGGAGAGCAAGGCUUUGAUCCAAGGAAAUGCUAUUCUUUCCGGGUCAGACUGAAGAGGCUAGUACCCUACUGCAACGUAGUUAAUUACAGCAGUGACUGGGCAGCAGAAACAUUUUGGAUGAAUGGCACAUUAUUAGAUUCAUGCGAUGACGAUAUAAAAUCUCACUCGAAGACAGUAACAGUUUUAAGUUGUUUGCUGGCAGUACUUCUAGUGAUGCUUAUUCUUUUGAUUCUUCUGUGUAAAUGGCAGAGGCUUCGGAAGUCAGUCAUGCCUGCUAUACCGGAUCCAAAAUACGUAUUUGCUGAUCUCUUCAAUGAUCAUAAUGGAAACUUUCAGGAAUGGAUAGACAAAACUGAUCAUGCAAUGGUACAAACCAAGCUAGAAUAUGAAGAGCCAGAGUGCAUCAUAGAGGCAGAAAGCCAGCAAGAAGAUGAGAAGAAUUGUGACAAACAGGAGCCUCAAGAAAAAAUCUUUAGUUUCUCAAGAGCAGCUGAAAAUAAUGACCCCAAAGCAGCUCAGAUUGCCUGCCUGAUGCCAACAUCCAACACUAUAGCUUCCUUUGCUGGCUUCCAGAUCUUAAUGAACGAUGACAUGUAUGUGAUGUUAUAAAAUCUGUAUAAUUACAUAAAAGAUCCUGAUUAUUUUAGGGGAGCGGCUGAAUAGAAAAGUUUGUCAUGAGUAGACUCACAUCAAGACAGACACUAGGCUGGGUUAUCCGGUUUCUGAUCUGUUCUUUCCCAGCACUUAAGACCACUUGGGCAGGCUCAGUGUUUGAAAUAACCGCCUGAUAAUAAACAGAGUUCAGAUUUGUUGUUCUAAUUCGGGUUUGUCUCUAAGACUAAACUGAGUCCCAUUUUCCUGUUAUGGACAGGAGAGAACAAGAGCUCCUCCAUAAUACAUGUUCGCAGAGCCCAGGUUCAGUCCUCGCGCUUAGGGAGUAUGUAGAGCAGUGAAAACCACACUGUUAUUCCUCCCAAAAUGAAGAGAGAAGAUAAAGGAAUUUUUCUGCUAGUGGUCUUUUUCUCACAAAGACCAGGCCAUAUACUGCUCAUUUUCACAGUGAUAGGAUACUGCUUUGCAAGCCCUCCUUAGAGUAGAAAACUUGCUUUUGUAAGUUGCUUCUCCCAGUGUAAAACUUCGUGCUGCAUGGCAUACAACAAAGGUUUUAUAAAGAGAAAGAAUAAGCCCCAGGUCUAAGAACAGAAGAGUGAGGAUGUACAGUAAUGAGUCACAUUUUAUCCUGUGAGUAGUGCUGUGUAGGCAGCUUCCUCCAGAAGAGCAGGGCUUCAUGGGCCUCCUCUGAGGUCAGGUCCUCGGUAUCUCAUAGUCUUUUUAUGACUAAGCAUCUUCUUCUAGAAAGCUGAGGUCUAUUUUGAACACUAUUUAUAUUUAACUGAGUUGCAUUUAUUUCAAAUUGUUUUUUAAUGCAAUCAGCAGUUGAGCCAAAUUAGGACUUCUUAUUCAUAUUGCAUAGACCAGCCUCUUGCUGUACAAGGAAAAAUCCAGAAAUUUUCUGGCUAAUAACUGGGAAACUAACUGCAAGGAUAGUUCAGGCACAUUCUCCAAGUUUUUCUUGACAUUACCUCAGAUUUGAUUAUUCAUUAAUAAGAUUAACAUGCUAACAAAGGACUUCCCAUAAUCUUAAAGACAUUUCUGCCUCUUCCUAUCUAAAACAGGUGUGUGCAAAGUUUUUGGGGCCUUUUGUACACCCCAUAUUUCUGGAAAUGCAAAGUAUGCAACAGCACCGUAAGAAUGCAGUAGAUUUUAAACUAAUGCAAGCUGUAUAUAAUUUGAUGAGCAGAAUCCAGCUCUGCUAUUCUCAGCUGAUAAAAAUGUAAUUAUUACAUGAGAACCAAAGAAGUUACAGUGGCUCACAACAGAUAAGAAGCUGUUCCAGCAAUGAUUCAAACAAUAAAAUGGGAGGAAAGCCCAGAAUGUAUUGCUUUGUUAUUUCAUGUUUGAACCAUGCAUUCAUAUGGUUGCCUACAGAGCUAGCUAGAUACCUUAAUUAAACCACCUUCUAUUGAGCAAACAAUUUGCUGCCUGAAUUCAAAAUCUUUUAGUAUAUUUUCUGAAGUUUUACUGUGGGAAAAAAAAAAAAAAGUUGCUGCUGUUUAAGCAGUGUUCCUGAACUGAAAUGUUAUAGUAAUUUAAGUUUUUAGUGCAAGCUAUAGUAUCUUGUAUUAUAUUUUAUAGACAUAAAGGUUCUUUUUGUGUAUGUAUACAACCAUAUUCACAUUGUAUAUAACAAAAUAGAAAUAAAACAAAUAAAACACCCGCAUAUCU
Messenger RNA from Chroicocephalus ridibundus (black-headed gull), 3236 nucleotides. It is a transcript of the gene CRLF2, whose product is annotated as cytokine receptor like factor 2. NCBI's taxonomy places the organism in Eukaryota, Metazoa, Chordata, Aves, Charadriiformes, Laridae. The coding region runs from base 423 to 1559 and encodes 378 amino acids. The transcript has 9 exons. The record is from RefSeq and is a predicted model, not a curated record. Gene Ontology annotation, molecular function: protein binding.